Messenger RNA from Daldinia loculata, 1951 nucleotides. Its product is annotated as WD40 repeat-like protein. The record is from RefSeq and is a predicted model, not a curated record. The transcript has 2 exons. Gene Ontology annotation, molecular function: protein binding. Bases 105 to 1730 code for a protein of 541 amino acids. Lineage: Eukaryota; Fungi; Ascomycota; Sordariomycetes; Xylariales; Hypoxylaceae. Gene Ontology annotation, cellular component: nucleus. Gene Ontology annotation, biological process: rRNA processing.
UGUAAAAUCAAAAGUUCGCGGGGCUCUUUUUAGAAUUCUUGCGCCGUAUUGACCUAUCUGUUAGGAUUAUUUUCUUAGGCGAAUCGAGUCGCCAGCAAUCAAUCAUGUCGUCUAUGAUUACGACGUCUACUUGGGUACGGCGUGGCUUUGCGGCGCCGUUCCCUGCCAAGUACGACUUCGACGAGGCCGAAUUCGACAGGAUAGCCAACCUAGCUAAGCUACAAUUAGACGAUGCGAAGGAGGAUCUAGAGGAAGCGCAAGAAGAGGAAAAUGGAGCAAGCGACGACAAUGACGACGAAAAAAAUGCGAACGGGUCAGAUCACAAAUCCCCAGCGCAAAAUGAAGAGGCAGAGGCAGAGGACAUUGACAUAGACGACGCGGACCUUAAGGAGUACGACUUAGAGCACUAUGACGAUGACGAGGAGGAGGCUGAAGGCCAGCGAAUGGACAUGUUUGGAAACAUCAAGUCUCUGGCAUACUACGAAUCCAAUAAAGACGACCCCUACAUCACAAUACCCGACGGCCAAGACGAGGAUGACGAAGAUAGAGAAGAGCUACAAAUUCUAGCCACAGACAACCUACUACUAGCCGCAAAGGUUGAAGAUGAGCUUGCGCAUCUCGAGGUCUACGUAUACGAAGACGAAGCCGACAACCUCUACGUACACCACGACAUCAUGCUUCCUGCGAUACCUCUCUGCGUGGAGUGGUUGGACAUCCCCGUAUCGAAAAACAGCGUGGAUAAAGAUUCCGUAGCCAACUUUGUCGCCAUAGGGACGAUGGAUCCCGAUAUCGAAGUCUGGGAUCUGGAUACCAUAGAUUGCAUGUACCCCAAUGCGAUUUUAGGCCAAGGGAGCAAUCCGCAAGAAGAGGAAAAGAAGAAAAAGAAAAAGAAGAAAUCGAAGAAGGCUAACGAUGAGUACCACGUCGAUGCAGUUUUGUCUCUUGCCGCCAACAGGAAACACCGAAAUCUUUUGGCUUCUGCUUCGGCAGACAAAACUGUAAAGCUGUGGGAUUUGUAUACGACAAAGUGCGCCAAGUCCUACUCAUAUCACACAGACAAAGUUUGCUCGCUGGCAUGGCAUUCUGUCGAGUCUACGGUGCUGUUGAGUGGAAGCUACGACCGAACUAUUGUUGCAGCCGACAUGCGAGCCCCCGAGGCCAAGGCUCCGCGAUGGGGCGUAGAGAGUGACGUCGAGAACGUUAGGUGGGAUCCCCACGACCCCAACUUCUUCUUCGUCUCUACCGAGAACGGAAUUGUACAUUACCACGACAUCCGGAACGCGCCGCCAAAUCCUUCCGCUAGCAAGCCGGUGUGGACGUUGCAUGCCCACGACGAGUCCUUGUCAUCUUUCGACAUCAACGCGCACAUACCGGGAUUCAUGGCUACCGGCUCAACUGACAAGACUGUCAAGCUCUGGAACAUCCAGCCAACAGGGCCUGCCAUGGUCGUGGCCCGUAACCUAGACGUCGGCAGGGUAUUUUCGACAAACUUUGCCCCCGACGCCGAGGUGGCUUUCCGUCUUGCCGUGGCAGGAAGCAAAGGAACAAUGCACGUGUGGGACACCAGUACAAACGGAGCUGUACGACAGGCAUUCGCACACAAGAUCUCAAACAAGUCAGAUGGGGAGAUCAGGGAGAGGCUCAUCGGUGUCGAAGAGGACGAGAGCUCUUCAGAUAGCGAGGGAGGUGAGGACGAAAACGGCGAGCCCGAAUCCAUGGAUGAGGAUUAGAUACGGCCCAUCGAGUCUGGGCCGUGAUGUUUCACGGGUAGAUGCAUUUUGGUACAACAAUGAACAAUGUAGCCAGGCUAAUUCCGUCGUCGCACGACCCAAAGUUCGUUUCUGGUUUCAAGAGUUCGCAUGGCCUAACAGGGCAGGGCGAUUUAUUUAUAUUUGAAUCGGCCGACGGCUGAAACGAGAAGGAAUGAGUGAUAAUCUGGUCUCGGCUAGAU